This is a messenger RNA of Eruca vesicaria subsp. sativa (arugula), 1824 nucleotides long. The record is from the annotation of a GenBank genome assembly. NCBI's taxonomy places the organism in Eukaryota, Viridiplantae, Streptophyta, Magnoliopsida, Brassicales, Brassicaceae.
CGGGCGACGAAGCAUCUCUCUCUCCGACACGGCAAAGCACAAUUCAGACCAGAACUGAAGCUUUGAGAAAUUCAUUGUAAUGGGAGUUGUGUUUAUUUCAAGUUCACCUGCAAGAUCACCUCUCGGACUAAACACUGAUCUUCUGACACAUCGGUCCUCACUCAAAAAGCCAUCCAUUGUCGCCUUUAAAGCAGAUGAUUCCACAAACUCAUCUUACAUCAUUCCUCGUGAACAACUUUCUGAGAAGAGAGUAGUCACGAGGAGAAAGCCCUGUAAAGACAUCAAAACACCAAAAUCUUUAGAUCGUCAACACGUGGCUCCUCCUUCGUGUCCGUUAUAUUACAACGAAGCUGCUGCAAGACUAGAAAGCAUUUACAAGCUUAGUCCUCCUCCUGCAACAACCCUCGAGGAAGAAGAUGGUAUCGAAGUCUCCAAAGUGAAAGUUUCACGGAGGAGGAGGAAGAGGAAUGAGAGUGUGGAAGAGAAGAAAGUGGUCGUGAGGAACAAUGGGGAGAAGGAAAAGAGACUGACUCUUGAUAAACGGAUAGCUUUGAAGAGAAACGUUCAAGAGAAACCAGUAAACGCUUCUGCUGGGGUGAAAGUAACGAAGAAGCAGCAAGAGGAGGAUAAGAUCGAGAGGCUUGUGAGAGAGUAUUCAGCUUCUAAUGAUAUAGUCAGCUUGGAUUGGAAAAAGAUGAAGAUUCCUCCUGUUGUUUCUUCUACUGAACAUACUUGGUUGUUUAAAUUGAUGCAACCUAUGAUGGCGCUCCUUCAAGUGAAAGAUGAACUGCAAAAGAGCAUGGGAAGAGAGCCGAGAGAAGCUGAGAUAGCUGGAGAGAUCAAUAUGAGCGUGGCUGAAGUGAAAAGGAAAAUCGAAAUUGGUAGAGCUGCAAGAAACAAACUUAUUAAGCACAAUCUCCGCCUUGUAUUGUUUGUUAUGAACAAAUAUUUUCAAGAUUUAACCAACGGACCAAAGUUCCAAGACCUGUGUCAAGCCGGUAUGAGAGGGCUUAUCACAGCCAUUGACCGGUUCGAGCCUAAAAGGAAGCUCCGUCUCUCAACAUAUGGUUUGUUUUGGAUCAGACAUGCCAUCAUACGGUCCAUGACAACCUCAAACUUUACUCGUGUCCCUUUUGGACUUGAAUCGGUACGAGUGGAGAUCUACAAAGCAAAGAUGGAGCUAUUGUUUGAAUUUGGAAGACUCCCUACAGAGGAAGAAGUAGUCAAGAGACUCAAGAUAUCACCUGAGAGAUACCGUGAAGUAUUGAGAGCAGCAAAACCGGUUUUCUCACUAAACUCAAAACAUUCGGUUACGCAAGAAGAGUUCAUCAAGGGAAUCACGGAUGUUGAUGGUGUAGGAGCUGAUAACCGGAGACAACUCGCUCUUCUCAGGCUAGCUCUCGAUGACGUGCUUGAUUCAUUGAAGCCAAAAGAGAGUUUGGUUGUUAGACAACGAUACGGUCUCGAUGGGAAAGGAGACAGGACAUUAGGAGAGAUAGCUGGGAAUCUCAACAUCUCUAGAGAAAUGGUGAGGAAACAUGAAGUCAAGGCUUUGAUGAAGCUUAAGCAUCAGGCUCGAGUUGAUUACCUCCGUCAGUACAUUAUCUGAUAACCAAAGCAAAGCAAACCGAACCGAACCAAACCAAACCAUUUGAGCAAUCUUAUUAAGUUGGUAUAGUUUGCGUUAUAUGAUAUCAGAGUUACUUAUAGGCUUAUAGCUUAGGUAAAUUUGAUCAGUGAAUAAUAGUCAUUGUAUUAUAUCAUUAUACUAAACCGAUACCGAGAAGUUAUACAUGUAAAGUUUGAGACCUGGUAUACAAUGUU